Danio rerio (zebrafish) is the source of this 4962-nucleotide messenger RNA. The record is from RefSeq and is a predicted model, not a curated record. NCBI's taxonomy places the organism in Eukaryota, Metazoa, Chordata, Actinopteri, Cypriniformes, Danionidae.
AUACACAUACAAAUGACCUUUGCUGUUUGUUCAACCUACUUGUUUAUAUUAGGACAACUUAAAUGUUUUAGUAAUAAUUCCUUAUAUUUAUAUCGAGCUUUUCUGGACACUCGAAUCACAUUAAGCAGUUUUUAGGGAAAUCUCAUCUGCCACCAGUGUGCAGCGUCAAACUGGAUGAUGUGAUGGCAGCCGUAUUGCACCAGACACCAGGGGCCUCAUAUACUAAGACUUGCGUUGAAUUAAUACUAAAACAUUGCGUACGGACAAAGCUGUAAAUGUGGUUACACAGUAAAAAUUCGUACGCCGAACCACACGCAUAUUCUCUUAACAUGAAUCUGAGCGCAUGUGCAUGAGCGCAAAACCCCUCCCUGCCUCCUCCCUCUUAUAAAUAUGGUAAUGGCUCCAUUUUGGCAAAACCAAAAAAGCAAUGGCAAAAGCAAGCAAGAAGAGAAACUUCACUGAAGGUACUGGAGGUAGACCGGAGAAAAUAGGUGUAUAUGCAAGUUUAUCCUCCGGAAUUAAUAACAACAUUUAAAAAAAUAGAGUGGGAGAGUUUAGCUGACGCAGUUAACGCAGAUGUGGUCUGAACAUUGCACUGUGAACGAAUUCAAAAAGAAAUGGUCCAAUGUAAGAGCAGAACAGCAGCGCACUGUUAACUCUUUUAGGAGAGAGUUGCCUCAAUUGUAGGCGACACUUUACUGUCUGGAGUAGUAUCCGUGUCUGUGGGAGACACAGAUGUAUUAGAAGAACACUUUGUUAGGACAGUAUAGCAGCACCCUUCUACUCCUAUCAAGGCAGCACCUCUGGCAUUUCAGCCGCCCAGUCGCCCGCUCUAGAACAUGACCAAAUGUGAGGAUGGGCAUCAUUGUAUCUGCGCUCUUGGUCUAUUUCUGAGUUGUUGAGGGGGGUUAACAGCCACGUCUUUACUGGAUAAUUGUUCUUCCUAAAUGCCUUCUAUGUGUUUUGAAAGUGCUCAAUAGGGGUUUAAGUGCUGCACUGUUUUAAACUAACCCGAAUGUAGUUGUAGAUUUGUAAAUGCUCAGUGAAAGUGUGGACACUGUUAUGAUGCCUUUAGGAAAACAUCUGAUAUACCUAAAUUAAGCUAUUUUAAUGCUGCUAAUAUUAUUGUUUAGCUUAGUCACUUUGUAUAUUUGUGGGCUCUGAGGUCAGGCAGUGGAGGUAUAAUUGGACACUGGAGCGUUUAUUCUGGACACAUGAUGGUGUGUGGAGGGUUUAUUGCAGUAUGGUGGCACCUGCAUUCUCGUGGUCAAGCGCGGCGUGGGCGUGGCUAGAAGCUUACGUCACAUCAAUCCACGCCUAUAUUGUGUUUCGCAGCCAAUUAGAUCUGCGGGGCCGGAUAUUAUUCUGAACUUGGGAUCCAGCAGCGUCUGUUCCAGGGUGACAAGCGUAUUUCCAAAACGGAGAGCAGAUUCACAGCCUGACAGAUGCAGCAGACCGACGAUAUGGAGGUACCUUUAAUUCAUGAUUCUAACAGUAACACACACACGUGUCUGCCUCAAGAGAGAGAUGGGUUUCAUCAGCAGAAGGAUUCGGAGGGGUCCAUGGAGUCCCCGAACCUGGAGUUUGAAUAUGGGGACACAGACAGCUUCACCGCAGAGCUCUCAGAGCUCUACAGCUACACCGAGGAACCGGAGUUCAGCCUAAACCGAGAUUACUUUGAGGAAGACUUCAAGAAUCAUGUGAAGGGUCGGCGGUGGAUGGAGUUGAGUGUGGAGGAGCAGAGGGCGUAUGUCAUGCGGCUGCUGGAUGCACUGGAGGUCACCGAUCGAGACAAGAGGCUCAAAGUGGCACGGGCCAUCCUCUAUUUGGCACAAGGGGUGUUUGACGAAUGUGACACAGAGACGGACGUCCUCUACUGGUCUCGACACAAUGUCUUUCUGCUGUAUGACAUGGGCAUCUUCACGGCUCUGCUGGAGCUGCUCAGCAUGGAGAUCGAUAAUAACCAGGCAUGCAGCAGCGCAGUGAGAAAACCAGCCAUUUCUCUGGCAGACAGCACUGAACUCAGGGUACUUCUGAGCAUCAUGUAUCUGAUGGUUGAGACCAUUCGUGUGGAGAUGGAGAGUGACAGUCCUGAGAGGAAGGCUGCCAGAGAGGCCUUCAAAAUGGAGUUGGGUUCACCUCUUUAUAAUGGGGAGCCAUUUGCCCUGCUCCUCUUCACCAUGGUUACCAAGUUCUGCAGCAUGAAUGCGCCUCAUUUCCCCAUGAAGAAAGUGCUGCUCCUGCUGUGGAAGACCAUACUGUUCACUCUGGGAGGUUUCGAGGAGCUGCAGGAGAUGAAGGUGAGAAUGAGAGAUCAUCUGAACCUGCCACCUCUGCCUGAGGACAGCAUUAAGGUGGUGCGAAACAUGCGGGCCGCUUCUCCACCUGCAUCAGCCAUGGAGCUCAUCGAACAACAGCAGCAGCAGAAAAGAGGACGCCGGAGCCGCCGGAGUGCCUUUGUUGAUAGCUUGGAAGGAGACAGUCCAUAUGCCAAGAAACAGCCCCUGGUAAAGCAGGACAGUUUGGACACUUACAACGAACGGGACCCAUUCAAGAAUGAUGACGCCCGGGAUGAAGAGGACGACCCAGAGGAUGUGGACAGCGGCAUUGAAGGAGAAGUGGAUCCUCUGGACAGAGACGUCAUUAUUCAGCCUCCUCCGCCUCCUCCACCACUGCGGCCCCCGACUGAGAGAAUGUCCUUCCCCAAGGGCCUGCCAUGGGCCCCCAAAGUCAGAGAGAAAGACAUCGAGCACUUUCUGGAGACCAGCAGAAACAAAUUCAUCGGCUUCACCUUGGGAAAUGACAUCGACACUCUGGUUGGGUUGCCCAGACCUAUACACGAGAGUGUCAAGACUCUGAAACUGCACAAGUAUGUCUCUAUAGCGGAGGUCCAGAUCAAGAGAGAGGACGAGCUCCAGCAGUGCCCCAUGACUAUGGGGGAGGAAGAGGUGGAAGAAACACCCACAGAGAUUCUGUAUUUGGGGAUGUUGCCCAGCCUCUCUCAGUAUGUAAUUGCACUUUUGAAGCUGCUUCUGGCUGCGGCUCCAACCUCCAAAGCAAAGACAGAUUCGAUCAACAUCCUGGCCGAUGUUCUACCAGAGGAGAUGCCAAUCACCGUCCUCCAGAGCAUGAAGCUGGGCAUUGAUGUCAACAGACACAAGGAGAUCAUCGUCAAAGCCAUUUCAGCUCUCCUGCUACUGCUGCUCAAACACUUCAAACUCAACCACAUAUACCAGUUUGAAUAUGUGGCUCAGCAUCUGGUGUUUGCCAACUGCAUCCCUCUCAUCCUCAAAUUCUUCAACCAGAACAUCAUGUCUUACAUCAGUGCCAAAAACAGCAUUUGUGCACUUGAUUUCCCACACUGUGCGGUUCACGAAAUGCCUGAGCUCACCGCUGAAAGUCUGGAAGCUGGUGACAGUAAUCAGUUUUGCUGGCGUAAUCUGUUCUCCUGCAUCAACUUGCUGAGAAUCCUGAAUAAAAUCACCAAGUGGAAACACUCAAGAACUAUGAUGCUUGUGGUGUUCAAGUCUGCUCCUAUCCUGAAAAGGGCGCUCAAGGUCAAACAGGCCAUGAUGCAGCUCUAUGUCCUCAAACUACUCAAGAUCCAGACCAAGUAUUUGGGACGACAGUGGAGAAAGAGUAACAUGAAAACCAUGUCUGCCAUCUACCAGAAAGUCAGACAUCGACUCAAUGACGACUGGGCAUAUGGAAACGAUAUUGACGCUCGACCAUGGGACUUCCAGGCGGAGGAGUGUGCGUUACGCGAGAGCAUCGAGAAAUUCAACACACGGCGCUAUGAUAAGAAUCAGAACAGUGAGUUUGCACCAGUGGACAAUUGCCUUCAAAGUGUUUUAGGUCAGCGCGUGGACCUGCCCGAAGACUUCCAUUACAGCUACGAGAUGUGGCUCGAAAGAGAGGUUUUCUCCCAGCCCAUUCAGUGGGAAGGUCUGCUGCAGGCCCAGUGAUAGCAGUGAUCAUUAUUAUAAGACUUUCUUAUUUAACCGACACAAUUACUGUGGCUCACGAUCGACACACAAACACUCGAAGCAAUGAGGAUCUGGCAUUCCUGUUCUGUUAUGAAAUCUUGUACAUAAAGAUAUAUGUGUGUAUGUGUGUGAAUAUAAGAUGGUAAUCUUCCUUUGGCAAAUCUGAGAAGAGAGCAUCUGGUACUUUGGGCAAACACAAAUAGAAUAUAUAUAUAUAUAUAUAUAUAUAUAUAUGAGAGAGAGAUGGAAGGAUGAUAUGGUCUUUUUCAAUAACUGAAGCACAAUUUAGGUACAAUAACUGCACAAAUACAGUAUUCUAAUGCAUAUAUAUAUACUUCAGAUUUAUUUAUAUGGUCUCUCGCCGUGUCUGACUGUGGAAAUGUUGAAACUUUAUGUACAUAUGAAGACUUUAUGAGGCAGGGUCUCUUUCAGAAAGCUGUCUUUGACGUGUUGACAGGUUUUUUAUUCAUUUUUUUUUCUGUAGCAGCAGGAGUGUGUGUGUGUGUGUGUUCUUGAGAAAGCAGUGAGUCAUCUCUUUUUGUCCCCAUGAAGCUCUGCACAUCACACACACACACACACACACCCCAGAGCAGCACAAUACACACACAUUCAAAGUGUCCUUGGUGACUUUACCGUCACCCACACUAAACAUGUCGCUCACUGAAUGGUGCUGGUUUUUAACACUCGAUUUGAUGUUCUUGUUAUUGAGACACAUUGUGUUCUGAGAUUAUUAGACAAGGUCUUGUGAAGCUGACGCUGUGAACCAGUGUCUUUUUUAUAUGCAGCUAUGGAAAAACUUGAUUUACUGGGUUUAUCAGGUGUGGGUUUGAGCAAAGUGUUUAUAUUUGUUUUAUUCUAUCAAGGUCUGAUAACUUUUCUUCAUAAUAUAUACAUCGUCAAAGUGAAGUAUUCUUAUAUGGAGCAUUAGUUUAUGUUCAGAAAAUGUUGGUUGGUCGGAAAAACAAUUGUAGCAAUU